UGUAAUCUUUUCAUUUGCGUUCCUUGGUUUCUACAUCAACCAUCCCAAAUGGCAGGUGCAGGCAUUGUUGUGAUUUUCGAUUUCGAUAAAACGAUCAUCGAUUGCGAUAGCGAUAACUGGGUGGUCGAUGAGUUGGGUGCCACCGAGUUGUUCGAUCGGCUUCUUCCAACCAUGCCAUGGAACUCUCUCAUGGAUCGAAUGAUGAAAGAACAUCAUUCGCAAGGAACCAAACUCGAGGAUGUUGUCACAGUUCUUGAAAGAACGCCUAUACAUCCUUGUAUCAUUGAAGCCAUUAAAUCAGCUCAUGCUUUAGGAUGUGACUUGAAGAUUGUAAGCGACGCAAAUACGUUCUUCAUUGAAACAAUUUUAGAAUACCAUGGCCUGAGGGAAUGCUUUUCUGAGAUUCAUACGAACCCUAGUUUCGUUGAUGAAGAAGGCAGGCUACGGAUAUUCCCUCACCACGAUUUCACCAAAUCUUCUCAUGGAUGCGGUCAUCCCAGCUGCCCUCCGAAUAUGUGCAAGGGUACUGUAAUUGGAAAGAUACAAGCUUCUCUAUCGACGGAGGACCAGAAGAAAACGAUAAUCUACCUUGGAGACGGACUUGGUGAUUUCUGCCCAAGUUUGAAGCUUGGUGAUGGAGACUAUGUAAUGCCAAGGAAGGGUUUCCCAGUUUGGGACUUGAUUUGCAAAAACAGGAGCCUAAUAAAGGCACAAAUAUGGGAAUGGAGCAAUGGGGAGGACUUUGAACGCGUGUUACUCCACCUUAUCGCCAGAAACAUUUCCAUCCACAAAAAGAACUCCGGUGCCAAUGUUGGCAAGCUCUUUUCAGUCGAAUGCAAACAAGAAACGAUGCCGUUGCCGGCCGCCACUGGCCCCCAAGCCUUCCCCCAGCCACUUCAUGUUAUUCAUUAGA
Hibiscus syriacus is the source of this 913-nucleotide messenger RNA. Its product is annotated as inorganic pyrophosphatase 2-like. The record is from RefSeq and is a predicted model, not a curated record. NCBI's taxonomy places the organism in Eukaryota, Viridiplantae, Streptophyta, Magnoliopsida, Malvales, Malvaceae. Gene Ontology annotation, molecular function: phosphatase activity. The transcript has 4 exons. Bases 49 to 912 code for a protein of 287 amino acids.